CUUUCACUUUCUCUCACGCGAUUCUUCUGAGUUCCACCGGUCAAGUUCGCAGUUCUAGCCUUCCAGCCCUCCGAGCCAAGUAAGCUUCUCUUCUUCUCCUAUUUCUUUUCACGGUCAAUGUCUUCCUCUGAUAGUCAGGACAUUUCCUCCUCGGAUGCCUACACAUCUAAGGAAUCCCCAACCUCUUCUUCCUCGACCGGGUCAUCUUCACCCGAUCUUCGACCCCUGUCGGUCCCCAACACCACUGUCCCUGAACCGCAGCCCGUCAACCAAAUGCUCGGUCAGGUUUUUCAGGAGAGAGAUGAAUCGGCCGAAGAUGAGCCGGUCCCCUAUGACCCUGACAACAAGUCAUAUGAAGAAUGGGAGGACCGGCUGGAAGCGGUCGAUUACUUUCCCCUCCCUACCAGUUACCCCUCAAACAUCUACCCCCAUGUUUCUAAGAUUGCCCAAAAUAAUGCCCGCAGGAACCUCCCAGAGGGGUAUAUCCUAGAAUACGACCCCAACUGGCCCAACAUCAUCAAGCCUCACCGGGAUGAUAGGGUAGGGCUUCAUAUCAUUUCCUUGGAAAGCGGCACCGUCUUCCCCCUUCGUCCCCUCCUGGUAGAAUUGUGCCACUGUUUCAAGAUCCUUCCCGGGAAAAUUACGCCCAAUGCCCACCGUUUUCUCAAUGCCUUUGUAAAUAUCUGUAUCCAUUUCAAGAUCAACCCUUCCCUUCGCUUUUUUCUUUACCUGUUUGAAGUCCUUCCCGGCAGCCACCACCCAUCCAUCGGCCAAGAGGAAGAGGGGGAAAACACCCCGGCUGCAGAGUCGCUAGAAGAGCUCUGUGUCAAAUUGACCCUCAAGCUGAAAGAGAUGGGCGAAGUUAGGUCUAAUGCCUUAGAGCAGCUCAUUGAAGAUUCUUCCUCCCGGUUAACCCAGUUGGAGGAGAACUUGAAGAGAGCCGAGGCCCACAACCGAGAGCUUCAAGAACUGACGGCUUGCCAGCUCGACGAGAUGGCCAACCUCUCAGUGGUUGCCGGGAAGGCAAAAUCAGAGAUCCUCCAGCUGAAGGAGGAGAAUACGCAGCUGAUGGGCGAAGUUUCUCAGUUGAAGGAGGAGGUGAAGCUGAAGGAAGAAGAGCUGCUCGGGAGAGACAAGCAAUGGGUGGGGGAAAACUUGGAGGAGACGGCCUGGGUGAUUUCCUCUACUCUAGAGAUGACGAUGGAGGCCUUCAAGUUCAUCUACCGGAGGAGCAAGGAAAGGAGAUGAUCACCCAGAUCGGCUCUUACGGCUUUAUGUCCUGGUAGAAAAGAGACCGGGAGGCUACACAUGCAAUCCUGGCUGAGCGGGACCCGGCCUUCUUUGCUGAAGCCUACGGUCUGGCCUCCAUCCCUGAUGAAGAACCCGAGCCUCCUUUCCCCUUAGAAUGAAAUCUCCCCGACUGCGCCCGGUUACCUUUUGUAAUGUUUGGAACAUCUUUAUUUGCCCGGGUAUGCCCGGUGUACUUGUAAACAUUUGACAUUUAAUUUUCCCCUUUCAAAUGCCAUGUUUAAUUCUCGUACCGAUUAACUCUGCUCUUGAGUGUUCCUUUCUUGCUAUCUUGCUUUUGCUCCUUAAAAUGUCUUCAUAAAUACUUUUAUCGGUA
Cuscuta campestris is the source of this 1624-nucleotide messenger RNA. The record is from the annotation of a GenBank genome assembly. NCBI's taxonomy places the organism in Eukaryota, Viridiplantae, Streptophyta, Magnoliopsida, Solanales, Convolvulaceae.